Molecule: messenger RNA, 2043 nt
Organism: Eimeria tenella
Lineage: Eukaryota; Apicomplexa; Conoidasida; Eucoccidiorida; Eimeriidae
Exons: 10
Coding region: 1-2043 (680 amino acids)
Biological process (GO): lipid biosynthetic process
Molecular function (GO): FAD binding; alkylglycerone-phosphate synthase activity
Source: RefSeq, a predicted model, not a curated record
AUGAGCAGCUCUGGGCAGGCCCGUUCAGGGCUUUCUGGGGCUGCUGGAGUCCGGGGUGCGCAGCAGCAGGCGCAGGAGCAGCAGCAGCGGAAGCCGGAGAAGGAGCAGCAGCAGCAGAAAGCUCAAGAGCAGCAGCAGCAGCUGGCGACGCGCGCAAAGGACUUCGCAGACCCCAAAGAUGACUGCAAAGGAGACGCGUCGUGGAUGGCUCCCCUUUUUGGGUCCCCAAGUUCGCUGCGUUUGGCGCUGCACGUUUUUGCCGAAAGGUCAGGGGGGGGCCACUCUGUGAUGGACUGCCGCCUCUUUGGCCGCAACAAAGUCGAAACUUGCAAGUGGAACGGCUGGGGCUACUGCGACACUUACGUGUCCAUGUCGAGCGCCUCAAUGAUUCGCCUUCACGGCUCCAGAUACUCCCUCUGCGGCGUGGACAUGGGCCACUGGCACGAAUUCAUGGAGUCCAUUCCAGGCAUAGAGUUUGCCUUCAGUUCGCCAGCUCAGGACACCCUCGUGAUACCCCCGCAGCGGGUUAACAACGAAGCCUUUAUUAAGGAGCUGCAGCAGCUGGCCCCUGAAAUUGAAGUGGCGAACUCUGAAAAGGAGCGGCUUUUCCAUGGCCACGGACACACCUGCAAUGAGAUCUUCGAGUUGAGAUACGGGACUGUGGCGAGGCUGCCCGACGUGGUGUUGUAUCCUAAGGAACACAAGGACGUGGAGGCCAUUGUGGAGUGCGCUUCGCGGCACAAUGUUUGCUUGAUUCCGUUUGGGGGUGGGACUUCGGUGACUUUGGGGGUGGCAGUGCCUGUGUCUGAAAGCCGCAUGGUGGCGACGGUGUCUUUAGCUUUUAUGCAACGAAUUCUUUUUCUUGACAAAGACGCUUUGCUCAUGUGGGUAGAGGCCGGGGCCGUGGGCGCUUCCCUCGAAGAAAGGCUCCGCAGGCACGGGGUCACUCUGGGCCACGAGCCCGACAGCAUGGAGUUCAGCACUGUGGGCGGGUGGGUGGCCACCAGGGCCUCAGGUAUGAAGAAGAACCGCUAUGGCAACAUAGAGGACAUGGUGGUGGACGUGGUGGUGGUCACCUCGAAGGGCAGUUUAAACCAGCAGCAAUCCGCGCCUCGGGUUUCCUCGGGCCCUUCUCUGCAGCAGCUGAUGCUGGGUAGUGAAGGGACUUUAGGCAUUAUCACGCAGGUGCUGCUGAAGGUCAAGUUGCUGCCCGAGUGCAAGGCCUACGGGUGUCUCGCCUUCCCUACCUUUACUGCUGGCGUUCAUUUUUUACGACAUGUCGCUUUGGACAAUUUACAGCCAGCCAGUAUUCGUCUGAUGGACAAGACGCAGACGCAGUGCGGCUCCCUUUUCAGGGUGUCACCCCCAGGGGGCCCCCCGUUGAAGGAGCUGUUGGCCGACCGCCUCAAGAAAUUUUACCUGAACAAAAUCAAGGGGUGGAAGGAAGAAGACCUGUGCGGCUGCACUCUUGUUUUCGAAGGCACCACAGAGGAAGUAAAUACACAACGAAACAACAUAUAUAAAGCUGCUAAACUCUACGGAGCCCUUCCGGCCGGGAGCAGCAACGGGGAGAGAGGAUACCAAAUGACUUUCUUAAUUGCAUAUUUGAGGGACUUCAUCAUGGAACAUCACUGGAUUUUUGAAUCUUUCGAGGCCUCCAUGGCGUGGCCGGUGGUGUUGGUUUGUUACCAGAGGGUUAAGGACAGAAUAAAAAGUGACUGUUCCCGCCUCGGCAUUAAAUACCCGCCUUUGGUUAUGGUGCGACUCACACAAGUUUACGACGGAGGCGCCGUUUUGUAUUUUUAUUUUGGCUUCAACUGGGCAGGGCUAAGGGAGCCCAUAAAGGUCUUCAGUGAAGUCGAACACAAUGCGCGCCAAGUCAUUCUAGACUGCAAAGGAUCGAUUUCUCACCACCAUGGUGUCGGGAAGCUCAGGAAAGAGUUCAUGGCCAAAGCAGUCGGCAAAACCGGGAUGGAACUCCUGCGCGCCACCAAGGACGCCGUCGACCCGCAGAACAUUUUCGGCAACGGCAAUAUGAUCUAA